GAAUUUAAACAGUUAACGGAACGAUGUGCCACAUCUUUGACCGGACGUAAAAUCCGGACGGACCAAAACAGCUUUCAGAUAGUUUACGUUGACGUGGAAGCGAAUGAGCACCAUGGCAAACACAAAAGUAGAAAUUUCUACCGAUGGUUCCUCUAUAUCAUCAAAUCCCAAUGUGCCUUCUCAACCCAACAAUCCGCUGUCAAGGAAGCUCAACAAAAUUUUGGAAACGAGACUUGACAAUGACAAGGAGAUGCUGGAGGCUCUCAAAUCGCUGUCAGUCUUCUUCACAGAGAACAGUUUGCGUACAAGAAGAAACCUUCGUGGCGACAUAGAGAGGCGAAGUCUGACAAUCAAUGAAGAAUUUGCACGAAUGUUUAAAGAAGUUAAAGAGGAGCUUGAAAGUGUCCAUGAAGAUGUCCAGGCCAUGAGCACAUGCUGUGAGGAAAUGACCAGUAGACUAAAGGCUGCAAAAGAGCAAACUCAAGACCUCAUCGUAAAAACCAACAAGCUGCAGGGAGAAAAUCAUCGGCUGGAGGUGAGAGCUCAGGUUGCUCAAGCAUUCCUUGCCAAGUUCCAGUUGUCCAACGAGGAGAUGGCCACCCUGAGGAGCGCCCGCGAUGGGCCCAUUACAGAGGACUUUUUCCGAGUUCUCAGCCGGGUGAAGAACAUUCACGAGGACGUAAAAGUGCUCCUGCGAACGAACCAGCAAACUGCAGGGUUAGAGAUCAUGGAGCAGAUGGCCGUGUUACAGGAGACCUCAUAUGAGCAACUGUACCGCUGGGCUCAGAAUGAAUGCAGAGGACUCACUCAGGAGACAUGUGAUAUCAGCCCGGUACUGACUCAAGCCAUGGAGGCCUUACAAGAUCGCCCCGUUCUUUACAAGUACACCCUGGAUGAGUUUGGGACCGCACGCAGGUGUGCAGUGGUGCGAGGCUUCAUUGACGCCUUGACCCGCGGCGGGCCCGGAGGAACCCCCCGCCCCAUAGAGAUGCAUUCACACGACCCGAUGAGGUAUGUCGGGGACAUGUUGGCCUGGCUGCAUCAAGCAACCGCCUCAGAGAAAGAACAUCUGGAAGCCCUGCUUAAACAAGUCACAAUGCAAGGUGUGGAGGACAACAUGCAAGAGGUGGUGGGACACAUCACAGAGGGAGUCUGCAGGCCGCUGAAGGUGCGGAUAGAACAAGUCAUCGUGGCAGAGCCAGGAGCCGUCCUGCUUUACAAGCUGUCCAACCUGCUCAAGUUCUACCACCACACCAUCAGCUCUAUUAUUGGGACCAAAACGGCCUUUUUGCUCAUGACUAUUGAGGAAAUGCACCUCCUCAGCAAAAAAAUGUUCUUCAAUAGCCUGAGUCUACACGCAAGCAGACUCAUGGACAAGGUGGAGCUUCCUCCGGCAGACCUCGGACCCACAGCAUCCCUCACCCAAACCCUCUCCCUCCUCAGGGAGGUGCUCGCCUCCCAUGACUCCUCUGUAGUCCCCCUGGAUGCACGGCAAGCUGACUUUGCUCAGGUCCUGUCCUGCAUCCUGGAUCCGCUCCUGCAACUGUGCACCGUCUCAGCCAGCAACCUGGGCACAGCGGACAUGGCCACCUACAUGGUCAACUCCCUGUACGUCAUGAAGACCACACUGGCCCUUUUUGAAUUCACCGACAAGAGGCUGGAGAUGCUUGAAUUCCAGAUUGAGGCUCACCUAGACACGUUGAUCAACGAGCAGGCGUCCUACGUCCUGACCAGAGCUGGACUGAGUUACAUCUACAGCUGUGUGCAGCAGCACAGCCCAGAGCAGGGUUCGCUGUCCCUCCUCCCCAGCAUGGACAGCUCCUCUGUGAAAGCAGCAAUGGUUCAGUUUGACCGGUACUUGUCGUCACCCGACAGUCUUGUUAUGCCGCAGCUCAACUUCCUGCUGAGUGCAGCCAUUAAGGAGCAGAUAUUCAAACAGUCGACAGACCUGGUGUGCAGAGCCUACAGAGAGGUUUAUACGGCUCUGACCAGCCCAACAAACGCCUACAAGGACCCCGAAAACCUGGUGCCCAGAUCCCCUCAGCAGGUUCAGACAUUACUGUCCUGAGAGCCUUUUUCCUUCUUAUCCACCUCACACACUGGGACGGAUGCAGCAGGGGCGCAUGUCUAAUAACAAAAAUGUAUAUACAACCAAAUAUUUAGGUGGCACCUUUUGGAAAAUGUGGGUCAGUAAUUCCAGAGACACUGGAACAGAAAUGGAGGCUGUUUGGAAGCUGUAUGCAGAGUUUGAAGGGAAAACCUAUGUGUCUAUAUGUAUAUGUUUAUUAGUCAUCAAUAGGGAAGAUGUUUGUUUUUUGUUUUUUUGGGGGGUUCUAUUUAUGU
Menidia menidia (Atlantic silverside) is the source of this 2343-nucleotide messenger RNA. The record is from the annotation of a GenBank genome assembly. NCBI's taxonomy places the organism in Eukaryota, Metazoa, Chordata, Actinopteri, Atheriniformes, Atherinopsidae.